Messenger RNA from Cavia porcellus (domestic guinea pig), 10389 nucleotides. It is a transcript of the gene Xirp2, whose product is annotated as xin actin binding repeat containing 2. The record is from RefSeq and is a predicted model, not a curated record. NCBI's taxonomy places the organism in Eukaryota, Metazoa, Chordata, Mammalia, Rodentia, Caviidae. Gene Ontology annotation, molecular function: actin filament binding. Gene Ontology annotation, biological process: actin cytoskeleton organization; actin filament organization. The coding region runs from base 274 to 10164 and encodes 3296 amino acids. Gene Ontology annotation, cellular component: focal adhesion; stress fiber. The transcript is spliced from 9 exons.
AUAAAUUCAGCCAUCAUCCCAUCCACUUGUUGAAUAGACCUGUCCGUGGAGCUGGUCUCCACUUCACUUGCUUCAGGGGACUGGGAAAUUUGCUGUACAGGAAACGAGGGAGGAAGCUACUCAGUGAAGAAUUAUAGAGAUAUAUGACAUUUCCAUGAACUUGGGGUUAAAUCUAUUAUAAAAGGGACUGUUGGCCCUACUGAGCAGGAGCGCAGUGCAGCUGGGAGCGUGAGUGCCUCAGAUCUCCAGGAAGGGGUCUCGCUGAAGGAGCGGAUGGCGAGGUACCAGGCAGCUGUUUCCAGGGGCGACUGCCAUAGCUUCUCGGCUAAUAUGAUGGAGGAAUCCAGCAUGUGCACAGUGCCUGGUGGUUUGGCCAAGGUGAAGAAACAGUUUGAAAAGGAUGAAAUUACUUCUUCCUGUAAUACAUUUUCUCGAUUCCAAUACCAACACCAGAACAGAACUGAGCAGGAGGUAAUCCAUAGCAGUCAAGAAAUGAAAAGAAGUGAAGAAAUUUCCAAAGCAAAUGAGACUGAUGUUCUUGAGAGAGAAAUGGUCUCUCAUCUUGAAAAGCACACAGAGCAAACAAACCAAGCUUCUCAGUUCAGUCAGUAUGUCCAAGAAACAGUCAUUGACACACCUGAUGAUGAAGAGAUGCCUAAGGUUUCAACUAAAAUUUUAAAAGAGCAAUUUGAAAAGUCUGCCCAGGAAAAGGUCCUCUACUCUGGCAAAGAGACAAUGUACCCAGCUAAGGAGAGUAAGAUUGAAAGUGAAUAUGAAGAAAUUAUAAAGCCAACAUCAGUUGUGGGUACCUCUUCCUCUUAUGCUUCAACCAGCCAGAGGAAGGAAACAUCAGUUUCAAGAUACAGUGAUCAUAAAGCCACUUACUCAGCUCUGAGACAAGUUGAUACCACUGCUCCAGGAGAGACCGAAGAAUUUCCUCCUCCCCCGCCGGAUGUACUUAAAACUCCAAUAGAUGUGACAGCUUUUUCUCAGUCCCCUGAACUCCCAAGCCCUCCUAGAAGACUACCAAUCCCCAAAGAUGUCUACUCCAAGCAAAGAAAUUUGUAUGAAUUAAAUCGUUUAUAUAAACACAUCCAUCCUGAGUUAAGAAAAAACUUGGAAAAAGAUUAUAUUAGUGAGGUUUCUGAGAUUGUUUCCAGUCAAAAGAACACAGGGAGCUCAGUUUCAGCAGAUGUACAACAUGCCCGGUAUGUUUUUGAAAAUACAAACGAUAGCUCUCAAAGAGAUCUGAACUCUCAAAGAGAAUAUUUGGAAUGGGAUGAAAUUCUAAAAGGGGAGGUUCAGUCUAUGAGAUGGAUCUUUGAGAAUCAGCCAUUAGAUUCCAUCAACAGUGGUUCUCCAGGCGAAAAUAACAAUGCCAAGGGCAUUGCUGAUCAAGAAAUUAUCGCUGGUGGUGAUGUGAAGUAUACAACAUGGAUGUUUGAAACUCAACCCAUAGAUACGCUGGGAGUUCAUUCUCCUAGAGGUGGAGUAAAUGCUGACAAAAUUCCUGAGCUGGCCAGAGGCGAUGUCUCCACAGCCCGGUGGAUGUUUGAAACAAGGCCAUUAGAUUCUAUGAAUAAAAUGCUCCAGAAUCAAGAAGAAUUAGCAUCAACUAUUACUAAGGACAUAACUGGGGGAGAUGUAAAGACUGUGAGAUACAUGUUUGAGACUCAACAUCUGGAUCAACUUGGACAACUUCAUUCAGUAGAUGAAUUUAAUUUACUGCAACUCAGGUCUGAACUUAAAGAAAUUAAGGGAAACGUUAAGAGAAGUAUAAAAUAUUUUGAAACCCAACCAUUAUAUGUUAUUAGGGAUGGGUCAGGUCAAAUUCUAGAAAUCAAAACUGUUCACAGAGAAGAUAUUGAAAAGGGGGAUGUAAGAACAGCACGUUGGCUGUUUGAAACACAGCCUCUCGACACAAUUAGCAAGGACAUCACAGAAAUUAAAGUUGUCCGAGGGAUAUCCAUGGAAGAAAGUGUCAAAGGUGGGGUGAGUAAAGCAAAGUGGUUAUUUGAAACUCAACCUUUGGAAAAAAUCAAAGAAGAGUCAGAAGAUGUCAUCACUGAAAAAGAAACAAUCAUAGGCACAGAUGUCUCCAAAAAGUGUUGGAUGUUUGAAACCCAGCCAUUAGACGUUCUCAAAGAAACAUCUGAUGCAAAUCCUGUAUUAGCUGAAGAGAUAAUAGGGGGCGAUGUACAAACCACCAAGCAUCUAUUUGAAACACUUCCAAUAGAGGCCUUAAAAGAUAGUCCUAAUGUAGGAAAGCUUCAGAAAAUCACCACCUCUGAAGAAGAAAAAGGUGAUGUUAGGCACCAAAAAUGGAUUUUUGAAACCCAACCACUGGAAGAGAUUAGAGAAGAUAAAAAAGAAUACACACGAACUGUGAAGCUUGAAGAAGUUGACAGGGGUGAUGUCAGGAAUUACACACACAUCUUCGAAUCAAACAAUUUAAUUAAAUUUGAUGCAUCACAUAAAAUAGAAGUGGAAGGAGUCACAAGAGGUGCUGUGGAGUUAAAUAAAUCUCUCUUUGAGACUAUGCCAUUGUAUGCCAUUCAAGAUCACCUUGGAAAAUACCAUCAAGUAAAGACAGUCCAGCAAGAAGAAAUCCUAAGAGGUGAUGUGCGGAGCUGCAGAUGGCUUUUUGAAACAAGACCUAUUGACCAGUUUGAUGAGAGCCUUCUUAAAUUUCAGAUAAUUAGAGGAAUAUCUGCACAAGAAAUACAGAGUGGAAAUGUUAAGUCAGCUAAAUGGUUGUUUGAAACCCAACCUCUUGAUUCAAUUAAAUACUUUAGUAAUAUGGGAGAAACAGAAAAUAAAUCUGAACAAGCAACAGAUACUGUUAAAGGGGAUGUCAAAACCUGUAAAUGGCUAUUUGAAACCCAGCCAAUGGACUCUCUUUAUGAAAAAGUUUCAUUACUGACUGAAAGUGAAGAAAUUCAUAAGGGAGAUGUCAAAACCUGUACAUGGCUCUUUGAGACUCAGCCACUUGAUACCAUAAAAGAUAACUUUGAAACAACAGUCACCUUGCAAACUGUAAAACAGGAGGAAAUUCAGGGUGGUGAUGUUCGUACAGCAUGUCUUCUUUUUGAGACAGAAAAUUUGGACAGCAUACAAGGAGAGGAAGGGAAGGAAACCAAGACUGUAGAGAUGGAUAUCCAACCUGGGGAUGUCUCCAGCAUGAGGUACAAAUUUGAAAAUCAAUCCUUAGAUUCUAUAAGUUCCAGUUCAGAGGAAGUUUUGAAAAAGAUCAAGACACUAAAAGCUGAAGAUAUUCAGAAAGGCAAUGUCUUAAAUUGUAGGUGGCUCUUCGAAAACCAUCCAAUUGACAUGAUAAAAGAAAGCCAAGAAAGUGAGGCAUUAGUAAAGACAGUGACAGACAUCAAAGGUGGGGAUGUGAGAAGAGGAUGCUUUAUCUUUGAGACUUUUUCUUUAGAUGAGAUUAAAGAAGAGUGUGACCUUAUCAGCACCAAGAAAAUAAGUACUGAAGAAGUCGUAAAGGGUGAUGUAAAAAGCUACACAAUGCUUUUUGAAACCCAGCCACUCUAUGCAAUUCAAGAUCGAGAAGGGUAUUUUCAUGAAGUAACAACAGUUAAAAAAGAAGAGGUAAUUCAUGGAGAUGUACGAGGAACAAGGUGGCUUUUUGAAACAAAACCACUAGACUCAAUUAAUGAAUCACAAACCGUGUAUAUUAUUAAAUCUGUUACACAAGAAGACAUUCAGAAGGGGGAUGUUAGUUCUGUCAGAUACAGAUUUGAAACACAGCCACUAGAUCAAAUUUCAGAAGAAUCACGUAAAAUUGUGUCCACUGUUGACCACAUUCAAGGUGGCAAUGUGAAGAUAAGCAAACAAUUUUUUGAGUCUGAAAAUUUGGGGAUGAACAAUUGCGUAAGAACUGUAAGUAUCAAUGAAAUACAAAAAGGCAAUGUUAAAACAUCUACAUGGCUAUUUGAAACUCACACUGUAGAAGAAUUGAGAGGAGAAGGGUCAGAAUAUGAAAAUAUCAAGACAGUUACCCAGGAAGAUGUACAGAAGGGAGAUGUUAAACAGGCAAUAUGGCUAUUUGAAAACCAAACUUUGGAUUCAAUUAAAGAUGCAGAUGAAAGCAUCACAAAAAUUGCCAAGGAAGAAAUCCCAGCUUCCGAUGUCAAGACUACCACAUGGCUCUUUGAAACAACACCUAUUCAUGAAUUCAAUGAAAAUAGAGUUGAGAAGGUAGAAAUUAUUGGCAAGAGCAUUAAAGAAACCUUGAAAGAGCUUUACUCUCAAAAAGUGAUUGAGGUUCCUGGAAUUAUCAUUGAAGCUGAUGAAGUUGGUAACGUCCGAAUGGCUAAAUAUAAGCUAAUGAACCAAGCAUCUCCCGAGAUACAAAAAGAAGAAGUUAUCAGGGCUGAUCUUGGAAAUAUAAUGAUGAACUUACUUUCCAAAAAAGACUGCACCAAAAAAGAGAUCAUGGUUAGUGAAGAGGAGAAGGGAAAUGUUAACUUGACUAAAACUCAGUUGUUAAACAGAUCAGCUGAAUUUCGUGCUGAAAAAGAGGAGGUAGUAAAAGGUGAUGUGCAAGAAGCAAUUAAAAAACUGUUCACAGAGGAGAGAUCUGCCAAGAAAGGCAUUUUAAUCCAGGAGGAUGAAAGAGGAGACAUUAAUAUGACCAUCUAUUGUCUUCUUCAUGAAAAUGCUGGCGAUACAGUUAAGCAUGAAGAAGUAAUAGGAGGUGAUGUAAGACGUACCAUUCAUAAUUUGUUGUCUUCCACAUCAAACAGCGAAGUAUCUGAGAGGGCUAAAAUUGAUGCCUCUGAGAGAGGAAACGUUCAGUUUUUCACAACGUGCAUAGAGACUGGAGCUUUAGAGUAUCUCAAACAACUUCAGACAGGGCAACAUGAAGCACCAGCAGCUAGGAAGAAAGAAAGAGAAGAAGAAAUAAUUGGUGUUGAUGUGGAGCACACAAAAUGGUUGCUAAACAAAAGGCAGUCGCAGGUUGAACGUACUGUGAAUGAAACAGACAUCAUUCCAGGAGAUGUGCGUAAUACAGCAAAAGUUUUUAUGACAGAGUCUCCCAGUACAUCUUAUAAGACAAACAAAGAAGAAAUUAUAAAAGGGGACUUGAAAUCAACACUAAAUUCUCUCAGUCAGGCCGUAAGUGAGACAAUAGUGACUAAAACAGAAAAAAUAAAAGGCGACAUGCAGGCUACGCUCAAGUCACUUAAAGAGUCAACGCAACAAUGGAAAGAACCUAAUCAACCUGAUGCCAUCCCUGGUGAUAUUGAUAAAACAAUUGAAUGCCUUGAAAAGGCUACAAAUACAAGGACUGAAAUUCUUAAAAAGGAGCUUAUACGAGAUGAUCUUGAAAUGACUUUAAGGUCUUUGAAAGAAGCACAAAGAGGUUUCAAAGAGGUAGAUAAAGAAGGCAAAAUUAAAGAAGAUGUUUAUGCAGAAACUACAGGAUUUUCAGAAAAGCAGGAAACAAAGAUUCAUAAGGGUGCUGUCCAGAAGGCCAAAGAAAGCAUUAUUCAGCCAAGGCCAGGGCCACUUGACCAAGAUACUCUCUAUCAAACUGAAGGUAAAUCUCAUUAUGGAACUUCCACAAAAGAAAGUCAUCCAAAAGCCCCCAAAUGCACUGUAAAAAUUGUCAUAGAUCGUGAACAAAAUAAUGAUGGGCUUGAGAAAAACCUUAGAAAACUUUCUAAUUCAUACCAUGAAAGUACGAGAAAUGUGUUGGAAACAGGUGACAGAUUGAAUGUCUGGACUGGUACUACCAAAGAACAGCAGCUUAGAGAUGUAUACAUGAGUGGGCAAUUAACUUCAACGAUGUCCAUGAAGGAAAAUCUAACAACUAGGGAACCAGAGACAAUGAGGCAGCCAAAGAAGGGAGACAGCUCAAAAUCUACCCAAUCAAUUGAUAAAACACUUGGAAAGCACCAGAUUCAAAGCUGUGAACUGAGAAAUGACCAUCAGAAGACUGACGCUUUCCAUGUAGAGAGUCCUAAAAAGAGCAAAAAUAUUAAAGUACCAAUGGAGAUGCAAAGUCCUACAUCCAGUAGCUCCAAGCAUCCAGUUAACGUGCAAGUUGGAGAAACAUCUGAAAUUACAAAAGGUUUCCAGAAGCAAACAAUGCUAAAGCAAGAAAUGCAAUAUUCUAAAAAGGAUAUGAAGAAAGAUAUCAUGAACUUUCAUCCUUUUCCUGUAGAUCAAAACAUAUCCAAUGUAACAGAAGAGAAAAUCUCUGAAAAAAGUAGCAAUAAAUUCAAAGCAACUGACAAAAAGCAGAAAACUGAUGUUUAUCUGGAAAGCCAGGACUUUUUAAUGAAGACAAAUACUUCUAAAGACUUAAAAAUGGCAAUGGAAAAGUCAUUUAAUCCAGUCAAUUUUAACCCUGAGAAUAAUAUGAGAGAAAGUGAAUGCUCCCUUCCACCUCCAUCUCCUCCUCCUCCUCCACCUUCCAAUGCAUCAUCUGAAAUUGAAUUUCCUCUUCCUCCUCCACCUCCUUCAAUCCUGUUUCCUGAAAAAAAUGAAUUUCAGCCUCUGCCAUCCCCCGAGAAAAUAAGGGCUGAAUUCAAAAGCUGCCCAAGCCUCCCUCUUCCUUCACCACCAGGAGAUGAGAAAUCUGAAAGAGAAUGUGCAUCCGAGUUUCUACCACCUCCACCUCCUCUAACUCCACUUCAAAAAUCAGCGCAUCUUCUUUCCUCCUCUGUUCCAGAAAAACACAGCAAAACAUUCAUCCAACAGUAUUCUCAAAAAGAAGCCGCAAGCUCUCAGCAAACUUAUUCUCAUGCUAAAGUCCUAACAAGAAAAUCACCACCUCCCACAUUGCCCAAGCCUAAAUUUCUCAAGCUAAACAAAGAUAAAAACAAUCAACUUUCUUCUAAAGGUGAAGUGGGAAGCUCCCUAUCAAAUAUGGAAUAUAAAACUAUUCCCUUAAAGCAUCAGGAAAGAACAAUGGUGACAACUAGCAGGGAGCACAUGGACAGCAAGCAGGAUAUGGUGAGAAAAAGUCUUGAUGAAAGAACACAGAUAUCUAUUGAUUCUACCAAGUCUCUCGCCCAGACCAUUCCAGAAACUUCAGCACUCAAGGGAGAACAGAAAGUACCUCUCAUAAAAUCUCACUCGUUUCCAGAAAGUUCAAGUCAACAGAGUCCAAAACCUUACAUGAGAAAGUUUAAGACACCUUUAAUGAUUGCAGAAGAAAAAUACAGACAACAAAGGGAAGAGCUUGAAAAACAGAGAAAGGAAAGUUCUCGGUACAACACAGUCAAAAUAGAAAGCCCAAAUCAAAAGAUAACAGAGUUGGAAAAGGAAAUGCUGUCAGAAAAAACAAACAAGGAAAUACCCCCACCCAGAAUGGAUUCAGAGCUCAGUGUGGGCCAACCUAACCCAGAUGCUCAGGUUGCAAGACUGUGCUCUGACAAAGAACUUUCUACAACAACAGCAAUGUCAGUCACUACCAAUAGACACCAGCAUGUUCUAGCAGCCUCUAAAGACAAAAACAACAUGAAAAAGGAAGUUUUACAGAGCUCAAAGGAUAUUAAACAAUCUAAAUCAGCUUUUGAAAUUAACCAGAGUCACCAAGAAUAUAGUGCACACCAAACACAACAGAAGUGUGUGGAGCAGUUGAACUUGCAUCAAAGCAAAUCAGCUUCCCCAAGUUUCAAAGUUAAAACCAUCAAACUCCAAACUCUAGAUCAGACAUUGAAUAAAGCAGACCAGAGCUUCGAAAGCCAUGUGAAACAAUCUGUAGUUGAUACUCAAACCAUUACCAAACAACAGUAUCAAGACACUGAGACAACUGAAGCAAACACGGAAUAUAAUAAUAAGCAAUCUGUGACUGAACGUUUUUAUCAACCACCCAAGGAGAAAAGAGUGACAAUACAAAUGCCUACAGAGUCUGCAGAAAAGAGACAUGAAAAUAAGUUCAAGAUAGUUCCUGAGAAGCAAAGAGAAUGUAGGGAAUCUGACAGAGAGAAACUUCUAGGGAGUGAAUUAAAAAAUCAUGGAUCAUCAAUAAUCAAUCCAAAAGAGGAAAAAUUCAUAGUUGAAAGAAAGCAAGAACAUUCGACUAAUCAGUCAGCACUAAAGGUAGUCAAGCCAGAGGUUGCUGAUGCACAUCUAGAUUCACAGACUAAGAAUUUUCAGCAAAGCUACACACAGACUUUUGAAAGUGGAGUUGAACAUAAACAAUUGUCCCAGCCGUAUUAUAGUCUGCAGGAAAAGAAAUGUCUCAGAGAUAAGGACAUACAACAGAAACAAGCCUUUUCCAGUACUAAAGAUUCAGGGCAAGAGAUUUCACAGAACAAAUCUUCAUUUUCCUCUGUGAAAGAAUCUCAGCAGGGUGAUGGAAAAUGUGCUGUAAAUAUAUUGGAGUUCUUGAGAAAACGUGAAGAACUACAACAGAUUUUGUCUAGAGUAAAACAUUUUGAAACAGAGCCAAGUAAAAAUGGCCUUAAAACAUUUCAGACACUGCUAAAUAUUACUCCUGCAUGGCUGAUAAGUGAAGAAAAAAGAGAAUAUGGAGUUCGCAUUGCCACAGAGAAUAAUUUAGAAAAAGUCAAAGAAGAAGUAACACAUAUCAAAACUCAAGCAGAGGAUAUGCUUGCAUACUGUGAAAAUAUAAUUCAAACAGUCAUGAAAGCCUCCCAAACAGGAAGGCAGGGAAAUAAAUUUACCACUCUUAAUGAAACAUCAUCAAAAGUUUCUAGUACUAAUGCAAGCUGUGGUAAAAAGGUUGAACAGAAAGAAAAUAAAAUUGUAAAAGAAAAAACAUUACACCACCAAGUAGCAACUCACAAGGAAGCAACUGCUAAUGAUUAUGCAAAAACUCAUCAAGAAAUUAAUGCAGAGGAUAACAAGAGUUGUCCUCCCUCUUUAAAAAGUCGACCACCAUCACCCACUUUUAUCACAAUUGAGUCUUCUGCCAGACGAACAGAAAACCCUCCUAAAGACGAGCUUUCUCAGUUCCCUGUAAAGGAUAGUUGUGUGGAGACCCCACCAAGAAGACCCAUAUCACAUGUGUCUAGAAUUCACAGAGCAAACAGCUCGCCCUCUCCACCCAGGAGCCGCUCAGAACAACUUGCCAAGCUCAAAGACACCACUGCAAAAUUAUCUAGAGGAAUCAUCCCCUGUACACCAGUAAGCCCAGUUCCAGUUGCAGAGAAGAGGUCAGAGAUCAUCUUGUCUCCAGCAUCGCUUCGUCGUCAAAUUAAGAUAGAAAGUCGUGAUAGAGAGUCUCCGCCUACGAUCACAAUACCUGUAGGUAUAAAUCCUGUCAGCAGUGGUUCCUACAGAGAAUCCAUGAAAGCUCAGGAGGAAGUUAGGAAAGUAGAGAAAAGGGAAACGUAUGUUCACCAAGAUGGAGUGAAUUCCAUUAAUGGCAUAAUGCCUGAUACUGAAAGUUACGACGCAGUGGAAAUCAUCCACAAGGUGGAAGCGCCUCUCCUGUCUGAACGUCCCCAGAGAUAUGAAGCAGCCAAUCAGACUGUUCAAAUGGCUGAAAAUUUUAUGAAUGACCACAAAAAUGACAUAAACAAAUGGUUCAGAGAAUUUGAAGACGGUCCAAUUUUUGAAGCAAAAUCACAAAGGAGGGUAUAUGCAAAUGGAGAUGUAAACCAUAACAUAAAGCAAGAAAGUCAUAUGUUUUGUAAGGAGGAAUUUGGAUCAACAUCCUUAGAAAACACUAAUUUUACAGACUUUUCUUACAAAUAUCCUGGAGAGCUCCGAGAACAAAACUCUGUUCAACAACCCAGAGUACACUCUGAAGCAAGGUCUCUAAGUGAACACUUCUCAGGCCUGGAUGAUUUUGAGAAUCAAGUUGUUGGGUCAAAGGUAAUAUCCUCAUCAUCACACAGCUCAGAAAUUGGCAAAUCUGGCUUUGACUUCAAGCAUGCCCCACCAACCUAUGAAGAUGUCAUUGCUGGACAUAUUUUAGAUAUCUCUGAUUCACCUAAAGAACUUAGGAAGAAUUUUCAAAAGACAUGGCAAGAGAGUGAAAGAGUCUUUAAAAGCCUCUAUGCAGCCUCAGAUGCUUCUGCAACCGGCAUGAGAAGCACCAUCCAGGAGGAAUCUGCAUUUACAACCGAAACAGCUGCUCCAAGACAAGGAAAAAUGUACACUUUGUCAAAAGACAGUUUAUCCAAUGGAAUGCCUAGUAGCAGACAAGCAGAGUUUUCAUAAGUUCUGCUUCCGAUGCCACCACUGCAACAGUAAACUGAGUUUGGGAAAUUAUGUAUCACUUCAUGGACAAAUAUACUGCAAACCUCACUUUAAACAACUUUUUAAGUCUAAAGGAAAUUAUGAUGAAGGUUUUGGACACAAACAGGACAGAGAUAAACAUAAUUACAGAAAUCAAAGCAGUUCAGGGGACUUUAUUCUCAAUGAAGAACCAUGUGUAUGUAAAAG